GAUAAUUAUUGUAAACUGCCUGCAUUUUAAGAUUGUAUUUUUGUUAUGUUUCAGUUUGAUUAGGUUUCAUAGUCAUAAUGGUUGUUGAUAAAGAUACAGCUGAUGUCGAGAUGACAGAGACAUCUCAAACACUCGAUACGGGCAAUGUAGAGCCACAACCAGACAAUAUUAUAUCAGACCCCACCAAAGUAUCUCAGUUGGAGGUAAGUAACAUGGCAAGCAAGACUUCGUCCAGCUCUCCUCAUAAAUCAAACAAGAAGAAAAAUAAUAAAAGAAAUAAAAGUAAACAGAAGAAGGAUGCUCCUCUUCAAGCUAAAAUUGAAGACAAAAAAGAAGCUCGAAAACGCAAAAUUGCCGAGAAGAAAUCAUUCAAACAAGGUGUUCCCCUGUCGGGCAAAUGGUGGAAAGAUAAUGAAAGAAAAAAGUUUUCCAGCAUCAAGAACAACGACCUGAAGAUAUCCAGGAACUUGGCUCUCAUCCAGGCACAGAGGGCGGAGAAGAAGUUCUUGCUGGAACACAAGCGCAACGCCAUGGCUGAGAAGGAGGCCGAGAGGGAGAAGAAGAGAGAGAAGAGGAAGAUCAACCAGAUCAGGACCCUUGAAAAUCAGCUCAAGUCGGAGAAAUUGCAAAUUAUCAGAAAUCCUCACACAAUCAAGAAUAUGAAGAGAAAUCAACGAAAAUCUAUCGAGACGAGGGACCUGAGUUUGAUCAAACCUCAGAAUAUUCAGAACUAAAUUUCAGUCGCUUGA
Molecule: messenger RNA, 749 nt
Organism: Hyalella azteca
Lineage: Eukaryota; Metazoa; Arthropoda; Malacostraca; Amphipoda; Hyalellidae
Product: coiled-coil domain-containing protein 86
Exons: 3
Coding region: 78-734 (218 amino acids)
Cellular component (GO): nucleolus
Source: RefSeq, a predicted model, not a curated record